AUGGUCGAGGAACAGCGUCUUGGGAUCGUUCUCGUCCUCUUCAAACGGCACGGCAAAGCUGUUCGCCACAUUGAUCGUCUUGCCCAUGUCCUGGCCCAGCAGCACGCCGACCACGCGCUUCCGCGCACUGAUGGCCAUGCGCGAUGCAUGGCUCUACGCACCUCCUCCGUCGUCGGCAUCGCAAGGUGCCUUGUCGCAGCGCUCGCAUCUCCGCCACGCACACCCGAUCACUCACGUGAUGUCGACGCGCUAGGCGGACGCACCGGCCAGGCCCUCCCUGCUGGCCGGCGCGGCCCCGCUUGCACCGUGGCCGGGUUUAGCAACGCGCGCGCGCACCGCGUAUGGCCGUGGAUCGAAAAGGCCCGGCAGGAUCCUGCAUGGGAUGCCCCACUCGUCCUCGCGCUUGUGGGGCACGCAUGUGACAUGCUCACGCCCGUGGCCGACCGUGCGGCGGCUGUGCUGCGUCGCUCGUAUGGCCUCUUGUUCGCGUGCCUCCAUGAGGCCCCCCUACGGCUCCAGCUGUACAAGGCCACACACGACCGCGCGCUGUAUACCCUGCUCGACGCGUAUGCCCUCUUCCAGCCGGCGCUCCUGCUCCCUGUGGACGAGCCGGUGCCCAUGGACGGGGGGGCAGAUGCGAGGGGAAUGCCCCUAGAUACCUGGGCGCACGCACUGCCGACGCUUACGCUCCCUGACACGGUACCGGGCCUCGCCAGUGCACAGGUUCGCUCGCGCGUGCCACGUCUGCUUCGCCAUGCCCUCGCCCUAUUGCCGGCGCUCGAGCCCAGCAACAGCCACAGCGUCGGGACACGCCUAGCGGCGUCUGCGGGGCGUCUCCUCGCGGCGCACCAUGCCCACCGCCGCGACAAAGGUGCAGCUCCUCCGGCGGACGUGCCGCCUUUUGACCCUGGCGCCUGGGCGCUGCUGGACGCCCUAUACCUGCAUGUGGCCGCGCUACAAGCCGUGCCGCGCCCCCUAAUGCCGCUCCUCGUGCAUGUGGUGCAGUCGAUGGGCCAGGAUGUACUCACCCACCUCGCGCAGCCCGGCGGGCUCGCGGUGUGGGAGCGCCGGUGGCGCCCAACGAUGCGCCGGCUCGUGCGCUUUUGUGCGUGGCUGCCGCCGCGGCCGUGGGACGAAUUGUUUGCGCCAUUCUUCCGCCCCCUGUGCCACAUGGCGGCUAUGGACGGCGUCUCGGACCUGUUCUCGGCGUCGGUGCUGCAUGGCAUGGUUCGCCUCCUCGAGCACUGGGCGGACUUGGGCGCGCCAGCGACGCCGGCGCUCAUGGCCUGUGCCAUCGAGUGCCAGGAGGCCCUUGUCCUCGAUGGCGAUCCGACGCUGCCCGUCUAUGCGGCCAUGCUCGAGCUGCAGGGGGCCCUAGCGCAUGCCCACUGUGCGGCGGCCACGCACCUCUUCCCGUUUCCUUUUGUCCAGCUCGCUGCGCCGCCGAUGCUGGCCGGCUCAGUGGCCACGCUCGAUCGCGCAUGUGAGCAUGUCCUGUAUAUGCGCACGCAUGUGCUGAGCGUACCGGACAGCGCACUGAACGCGCGCGCUGUGGACGAAAUGGCCCUGGCGCUCGCCGAUAUGAUAUGGAGUGGGCGCGCAUUUGCGCAGUUUCUCCAGCGUGGCAUCACCAUUGAUGACGUGCUCGUGUGCGAUCGGAGCGCCGUCGCAGUCUGGAAGCAGGCCUGCGACGAGCAGCGGAUCGUGCCGUUCGUGCUGGUCGCCUCGCUCUCGCAUGGCGCGCUCCUAGCGCCGCUCUUUGAGCAGUUUUGCCAUGAGUCGCUGCUGCCUGGCAUGGACAUCCGCGCGCCCAUCACGCCGUCGGCGCUGCGCGGCGCGCGCGGCGCGGGCGGACUGCCCGAGCACCUGCAGUACUCCGAUAUCCGGCGCCAGUUUCUGGCAUGGCUGGCCAAGGCGGGCGCCCCCCAUAUUGGGGCGCUGCUGCAGGCCCUCGUGCCGUCGCUGCAGGGCUGA
Molecule: messenger RNA, 1974 nt
Organism: Malassezia sympodialis ATCC 42132
Lineage: Eukaryota; Fungi; Basidiomycota; Malasseziomycetes; Malasseziales; Malasseziaceae
Exons: 4
Coding region: 1-1974 (657 amino acids)
Biological process (GO): mitotic sister chromatid segregation; CENP-A containing chromatin assembly
Cellular component (GO): inner kinetochore
Source: RefSeq, a predicted model, not a curated record